Nestor notabilis (Kea) is the source of this 1601-nucleotide messenger RNA. RefSeq names its product general transcription factor IIA, 1, 19/37kDa (gene GTF2A1). Gene Ontology annotation, biological process: transcription by RNA polymerase II; transcription initiation at RNA polymerase II promoter. The record is from RefSeq and is a predicted model, not a curated record. The transcript is spliced from 8 exons. Gene Ontology annotation, cellular component: transcription factor TFIIA complex. Bases 82 to 1095 code for a protein of 337 amino acids. Lineage: Eukaryota; Metazoa; Chordata; Aves; Psittaciformes; Psittacidae.
UUGUACAGGUCUGUAAUUGAAGACGUCAUCAAUGAUGUCAGAGAAGUUUUCCUGGAUGAAGGAGUGGACGAACAAGUUCUUAUGGAACUCAAAACACUGUGGGAGAACAAGUUGAUGCAGUCCAAGGCUGUAGAUGGCUUUCAUUCAGAAGAGCAGCAACUUUUGUUGCAGGUGCAACAGCAGCAACAGCAGCAGCAACAGCAGCAUCAUCACCACCAUCAUCACACACAAGCUCAGCCACAGCAGACUGUGCAGCAACAGUCUCAGCCACAACAGGUCCUUAUUCCAGCGUCUCAGCAAGCAACUCAGCAGCAAGUUAUUGUGCCAGAUUCCAAGCUUAUACCACACAUGAAUGCGUCAGGCAUGAGUGCUGCAGCUACUGCAGCUACAUUGGCUCUCCCUGCUGGUGUUACUCCUGUUCAGCAGAUACUUACAAAUUCAGGCCAGAUCCUCCAGGUAGUUAGAACUGCAAAUGGAGCUCAGUAUAUCAUUCAACCACAGCAGCCAGUUGUUCUACAGCAGCAGGUCAUACCACAAAUGCAGCCUGGUGGAGUACAAGCACCUGUUAUACAGCAGGUUUUGGCUCCUAUCCCUGGAGGGAUUUCCCAACAGACAGGAGUGAUAAUUCAGCCUCAGCAGAUCCUGUUUACAGGAAAUAAAACACAAGUCAUACCUACAACAGUGGCUGCCCCUACACCAGCUCAAGCACAGAUUCCUGCAGCUGGUCAACAGCAACCACAACAACAACAGGCACAACCACAAGCACCACUUGUUCUCCAAGUUGAUGGAGCAGGGGACACAUCAUCUGAAGAAGAAGAAGAUGAGGAAGAAGACUAUGAUGAUGAGGAGGAGGAAGACAAAGAAAAAGACGGGGGUGAAGAUGGCCAAGUUGAAGAGGAACCUCUUAACAGUGAAGAUGAUGUGAGUGAUGAGGAAGGACAAGAACUGUUUGAUACAGAAAAUGUUGUUGUGUGCCAGUAUGAUAAGAUUCACAGAAGUAAAAACAAAUGGAAAUUUCAUCUCAAAGAUGGCAUCAUGAAUCUUAACGGAAGAGAUUAUGUAUUUUCCAAAGCCAUUGGGGAUGCAGAAUGGUGAAGUUUUAAAAGACAAAACAAAAAGACUCCCUGUAAAAGGAAAAAAAAGAAAUGCAGGAAAGGUUGAGACUUGGAUGUGUGCUCUAAUCAAGUGUGUAUCUGCACAUCAGAAAUAAACAAUUAACAAAAGUAUUGGAACAAAGGUAAAAUGUGGCAACAAAGACACUACUUCAGAUGAGCAAGCCAUGGACUCUGUAGCAGCUAUAGCAUUGUCUGGGAGCUGGUUUUGUGUGUUAGGAAUACCUUAAUUAUCAAUUCUACAUACAGGUACCUACAGCUGGUAUUUAGCAUGUAAGGCUUUGUUUCCCUUCCCCCCUCCCUCCCUUCUUCCCUUGAUUUACAAUUUUAAAAUACUUCUUCCAUUGAUUGAAGGAACUCUUCCCUUUGAUAGAUUAUUAAUCUGAAAAUGCUUAUUGUCUGUACAAAUCUGCUUUGAACACUUCCUUUUGGUAGUGAGGAUGGUCAGAAUGUUUCUUAAACUUCGUGCAAGCUUUGUACAGAAGGGUA